GAUUGUAAUACCGUCCCCAUCAUCUCUGAGCGCUACAAUGUGAGCUGUGUGGUACCCCAGGCUGUUGAAGCGGCGUGCUGUCCUACUUACAGCACGGAAAACGUGGACGACGCUUACACCGAAAGAACUCUUACACCGGACCCAGCAACGGGAACCGCAGGUGCUGUUCUGAACCUUGAUCAGUAUUUGAGUCACUCUGCGUCUGGAUCGCCAUGCCUGCAGCGGUGGGUGGGCCUGUGGGGUACACCCCUCCUGAAGGGGGCUGGGGCUGGGUGGUGGUGGCAGGUUCCUUCAUCUGCAUUGGCUUCUCCUACGCCUUCCCAAAGUCCAUCACCGUCUUUUUCAAAGACAUCGAGGUCAUCUUCAAUGCCACGCCCAGCCAGGUGUCCUGGAUCUCCUCCAUCAUGUUGGCGGUCAUGUACGGUGGAGGUCCGAUCAGCAGCAUCCUGGUGAAUAAAUUUGGUAGCCGACCGAUUGUAAUCCUCGGCGGCUGUCUGGCAGGUUCAGGUCUGGUUGCAGCUUCUUUCUGUAACACCGUGGAGCAACUAUACUUCUUCAUCGGAGUUGUAGGAGGUUUGGGACUGGCCUUCAACUUGAAUCCAGCUCUCACCAUGAUCGGUAAAUACUUCUACCUUCGCCGUCCCAUCGCCAACGGCAUCGCUAUGGCCGGCAGCCCCGUCUUCCUGUCCACCCUGGCUCCUCUCAACACCUGGCUGUAUGAUGAGUUUGGGUGGAGGGGCAGCUUCCUCAUCCUGGGGGGGCUCCUGUUUAACUGCUGUGUGGCAGGUUCCGUGAUGCGUCCCAUAGGACCCAAACCUCAGCCCGUCAAGCCCGGCCCUGAGGCGGAGGAGGGCAAGGCGCCACCCAGGAAGACGGUCCUUCAGACCAUCAACUCUUUCAUCGACCUGACGCUCUUCAAACAUCGUGGCUUCCUGCUCUACCUCAUGGGCAAUGUGGUCAUGUUCUUCGGCUUCUUUUCCCCCUUCUUCUUCCUGUCCAACUAUGCCAAGAGUAAAGACAUCAGCAAAGAAAAGGCUGCCUUCCUUCUGUCUGUGCUGGCCUUCGUCGACAUGUUCGCCCGUCCCUCCAUGGGUCUUCUGGCCAACACCAAGUGGGUCCGUCCCAGGGUCCAGUACUAUUUUGCUGCGUCUGUCCUCUACAACGGGCUGUGCCAUGUCCUGGCGCCACUGUCGGUGGACUACACGGGGUUCGUGAUCUACGCCAUCUUCUUUGGCUUCGCCUUCGGGUGGCUGAGCGCAGUUCUGUUCGAGACACUGAUGGACUUGGUAGGGGCCCAGAGGUUUUCUUCAGCAGUGGGUCUGGUCACCAUUGUGGAGUGUGCUCCUGUCCUUCUGGGACCACCACUAACAAGUAGUUUCUACAACUACUACCACCACUACGACUACACUUACAUCACCUGCGGCAUCAUCCUGAUGAUUGCCAGCGUCUUCCUCUUUGUGGGGAUGGGCCUUAAUUACCACCUGCUGGACAAAGAGAGGAAGGAGGAGGAGAGGAGGGAGGAGCCUAAAGAGGAGCGCACCGCCAUGUUGGAAGCUGCCUCACCAUCCAAAUCUGCAAAUAACGAUGAGUUGGCUCCUGUUACGCUGGAUGACGUUGCCAAGAUGGACGAGGACUCCGUAUAGAUGGAGGAGAGUACUGUAAGAAAAAACGGAUAAAACAGACUCUAAAGGGACACCUCUAGUUUUUAUAGAGAUAACAACCCCCCACCACCACCUGAAGCCAUACAAAAUGUGAGUCUUCUGCUGUGAAGCCACCUUCAGCAGAUCAGACUUCCAGAGUUUUCCGUGCCUUUUCUAAAUGUUCCAGAACACGGACACUGCUAACCACGCUAACAAUUCCUCAAACAUUCGAGGGUCUUUGGCCACCACAGACUUUCAAAAUCUCUCACAGAUUUUAUAAUGGAUCAACAGAACAAGAACCUAAGAGUCAGUCCAUCUGUCUUCUCCUAAAACUCAAAAACUGAACAGUUUCCUCCAUGUGAGGAUUUACAGGGCCCACAUUUAGAUGCUAUGUCCACGCUUCUGUCUGAUGUCAAACUUUUUACUCUUCCGGAAAACACAGGGAUGGACUGAUCUUCUGAGACCUAAGACCAGCACCAGGGAACAGGUCUGAAACCAGGUCUCAGGUCUAAAACCAGGAUCCGGGUCCCAGGUCUUAAACCAACUCUCAAGUCUGAAACCAGGUCCCAGGCCUGAAACCAGGUCUCAGGUCUAAAACCAGGAUCCGGGUCCUAGGUCUUAUACCAACUCUCAAGUCUGAAACCAGGUCCCAGGCCUGAAACCAGGUCUCAGGUCUAAAACCAGGAUCCUGGUCCCAGGUCUUAUACCAACUCUCAAGUCUGAAACCAGGGUUCAGGUCUGAAAAAAACAGGUCUUGUGUCAGAAACCAGAUCCCGUAUCUGAGGUAAAUGGGUCAUUUUGUGUCACACAUCCUGAGCAGCUUUUCCUACAAACAUCACAUCUGUGGAGAGAGUUCACCUCGGGUUCUGAAGUUGGUUUCAGAUAACAGAAAUGGAGAUGGAUGAGAUCAUGUUCAUUCACAGACUUGAAAAGAGGCUGGGCAGUAGACGAUGGUGGAUGAAAACAAGUUUCAUCAUUUCCUGUGUAACCACUCCAGUAUGGACAUGUCCAGCGUUAUGUCCUUCAGGUAUGUCUCCAAACUGAACAGACCAGUCUGAAUCUCUGUGGAUCGGAGAGGUUCUGAUUCAUUUCCAGGUAGCUGUGACACAUUGACAGAACAGAAUUAUCUCUGAUUCAUCUUCUAAAUGUGGCUAGAAAACAUGUCGUGUGAGCAGCUUCCUGUUUGUCUGACGUGGAGGAACCCGUUGAAGGGAACUAUAGAUGUUUCUGUAGAGGAACACUAUUUAUUUAGUUGGGUUCUCCAGAUGGGUUCUCCAGACUUCAACAACAGCAGAGAUGUUAGUGAUAAUGUUAAAGGGUGUGUUUACACCAUGUGUUUUAUUUUAUUUAGUUUGUUUAAAGACCAAAAGUGUUGGAAACUAACAAGUAUAAUGUUCUAGAAAAGUUCCUGUUGGGAUUUUAGUAGUUUUAUUUAAGCCAGUGUUGGUACGAUCAGCUGUUUCAUCUCUCAGCACACCUGAUUUGAAGCACAUCUGGAUCUUUGUGUGUGUGUGUGUUUACGCCCCACCUUGUCACAGGUGAUCUGACACCUGGACAACUUCUGAUUGUAACUGAUAA
Molecule: messenger RNA, 3218 nt
Organism: Melanotaenia boesemani (Boeseman's rainbowfish)
Lineage: Eukaryota; Metazoa; Chordata; Actinopteri; Atheriniformes; Melanotaeniidae
Product: monocarboxylate transporter 1-like
Exons: 5
Coding region: 213-1643 (476 amino acids)
Biological process (GO): monocarboxylic acid transport; transmembrane transport
Cellular component (GO): membrane
Molecular function (GO): monocarboxylic acid transmembrane transporter activity
Source: RefSeq, a predicted model, not a curated record